Etheostoma cragini (Arkansas darter) is the source of this 1137-nucleotide messenger RNA. RefSeq names its product immunoglobulin light 4 variable 8 (gene igl4v8). Lineage: Eukaryota; Metazoa; Chordata; Actinopteri; Perciformes; Percidae. The record is from RefSeq and is a predicted model, not a curated record. Gene Ontology annotation, biological process: immune response; immunoglobulin production. The transcript is spliced from 4 exons. Bases 121 to 840 code for a protein of 239 amino acids.
AGAGAGGAGGCUUUGCAUGGUCAGCUGAUCCUCCAGUGAACUGAGAAGGUUUAUAGUCCUGGGAGUUCAACACUGCAGGACUCAGAUCUGUCAGUCAACACAGCAGAAAGCACAACCACCAUGACUCUCCUCACCAUCCUCAUCUGGACGCUGGCCUGCUGCUGUCUUCCAGGAUGCAGCGGUCAGGUGACUGUGACUCAGCCUCCAGUAGUGACAUCUACGCCAGGAUCCACUGUCACUCUCACCUGUAAAACCAGCCAAGCUGUUGGAGGGUGUGGUUUUGGUCAAUGUAUGUUCUGGUAUCAACAGAAAUCUGGACAGACUCCAAAGCUCCUAAUAAGACAUGUCAGCAUCAGACAUUCAGGAACACCAGCUCGGUUUAGUGGCAGUGGAAGCAGCUCUGACUUCACUUUGACCAUCAGUGGAGUCAAGGCUGAAGAUGCAGCAGUUUAUUACUGUCAGAGUGCUCACAGUGGUGGAGUGUUCACUUUUGGUGGAGGAACCAAACUCAUUAUUCACUCUGGCCCCAUGGUCAGGCCCUCAGUCUCUCUGCUUCCCCCUUCCUCUGAGCAGCUCUCUGGGGGCUCGGCCACGCUGGCCUGCCUGCUGACUGGCUACUCUCCCCAGGGAGCCGUGGUGAGCUGGGACCUGGACGGUACAGAGGUGACAGAGGGGGUCCUGAGCAGCUCCGAGGAGGAGAAGGGUGGACGCUACAGCAGCAGCAGCACCCUGAGCCUGAGCCAGGAGCGCUGGAUGUUAGGAGAGCUGUACUCCUGCAAGGUCCUCCAUCAUGGCCACAGCCAGACCCAGUCCCUCCACAGGAGCCAGUGUAAGGGCUAGAGGGGCUAGCUGAAGCCCAGGACAGGAGCUCUGUGUGGAGGGGGGGGGGGGAGCAGGAGGAACACACCUGCUGCUCUGAUCCAUAGGAGUUCUAGUGUUUGUAGAGGAAACUAAAGCUUUGUGUGACAGAGAACAGCACUGCUGUAAAGUGUUGGACAGCAACGUAGAGAGCAAUGUGUGUAGCGCAGCAGCUGGAUGUGUGUGUGUGUGUGUGUGUGUGUGUAUGUGUGUGUGCUUAAUAACUGUCAUGUUGAUGGUUGAUGUUGCUGCUAAUAAAGCUUUGACUGAUGAAUAACA